Molecule: messenger RNA, 887 nt
Organism: Cucumis sativus (cucumber)
Lineage: Eukaryota; Viridiplantae; Streptophyta; Magnoliopsida; Cucurbitales; Cucurbitaceae
Exons: 2
Coding region: 199-690 (163 amino acids)
Source: RefSeq, a predicted model, not a curated record
GGGGGAAUCCGUAAUCAAAGAUACCUCAGAAGGGGAGAAGCGUAAUUUGACAUCUACCCAAACUCACCUCAUUCUCAUUCUUCCUCUAAACAGUCCUUUUCUCUCUAUCUCUCUCCUCUCAGUUGUCACUUUUUUCUUUCUGGCUCACAAAAACCACACUCUUAAACCUCAUUCUCUCUGUGUCUGUGUAAUUCAGCCAUGGGUACCCUGUUUGGGAGAAUUCAGAUCUCAAUACUCAUCAUCUUGUUAAUGGGUCUAUGCAGCAAUUGUGUUGAAGAUUCUUCUUCCAUUCAUUCUCUUUUGCGAUCGAUGGGGCCACCGGCAGGGCUUGUUCCCAAGCAAGCCAAAUCUUACACACUCGCUGAAAAUGGUCGUUUGGAAGUGUAUUUAGAUGCUCCGUGUAUGGCUAAAUAUGAGAAUAGAGUGAUUUUCGACACUGUUUUUAGUGCUAAUCUUAGCUAUGGAAGCUUGAUUGGUGUGGAGGGUAUGUCUCAAGAAGAGCUUUUUCUGUGGCUACCUGUUAAAGAUAUCAUUGUUAAUUACCCUACUUCUGGUGUUAUUCUUAUUGACAUUGGUGUUGCUCAUAAACAACUCUCUUUGUCUCUCUUUGAAGAUCCUCCUGACUGUAACCCUCAAGUUACAUUGAGGAAUCCUUUGAGGAGGCAAAGAGGCUUUGAAUCUCUAAGAUGAAAGGGCAAACAACACAUAAAUAUAUAUAUAUAUAUAUAUGUCAAAUUCAAGUUUCCAACUUUUGUAUUUAUAUCAUUUUAUUGUAAUAAUUUCAUUUUUUUUCGAAAAAAAAAAACAGAAACCAAUUGUCACACUUUAGUAUAUAAUGAGAGCUUGUGUGGUGAAAUUUUGGAAUUAAGUUUCAUUUCCAAUUGUCA